This is a messenger RNA of Camellia sinensis, 708 nucleotides long. NCBI's taxonomy places the organism in Eukaryota, Viridiplantae, Streptophyta, Magnoliopsida, Ericales, Theaceae. The record is from RefSeq and is a predicted model, not a curated record.
AUAUGGGUUUUCUAUGUGGGUUUUGACUGUUACUUUGUUGGGUAUGGUUGGGUUUGGCUGAUCAUCACUGGCCGAGCUCCUGCUUUGCCUUUGUGGGCUAUGUGCAUUCUUAUAUUUAUGGGGACAAAUGGUGAGACCUACUUCAAUACUGCAGCUCUGGUCUCCUGUGUGCAAAACUUUCCAAAAAGCCGUGGUCCCGUGGUGGGAAUACUAAAGGGAUUUGCCGGGUUAAGUGGUGCAAUUCUGACUCAAAUAUAUGCAUUGAUUCGUACCCCUGAUCACGCGUCACUCAUCUUCAUGGUUGCAGUUGGGCCAGCAAUGGUGAUUAUUGCCCUUAUGUUCAUUGUCAGACCUGUUGGAGGUCACAAACAAGUCAGACCAUCUGAUGAGAUGAGUUUCUCAUUUAUCUAUAGCGUCUGCCUCCUUUUGGCUGCUUAUUUGAUGGCGGUCAUGCUUGUUCAAGAUCUAGUUGAUUUGAAUGAAAAUGUGAUCAUAAUUUUCACGGUGAUUUUAUUUAUUCUUCUAUUAAUCCCCAUUAUAAUUCCUGUCUGGUUGAGUUUUUUCUCAGAGACGAGAGAUCCGGCAGAAACAGCUCUUCUGCAUGAGCCACAGAAACAAGGACCAAGCCAAUCCGAACAUGAUGUGAAUGAGGUUAUAUUUAGUGAGAUGGAAGAUGAGAAACCUAAGGAAUUAGACUUGUUAGAAUAG